Molecule: messenger RNA, 1713 nt
Organism: Orycteropus afer afer
Lineage: Eukaryota; Metazoa; Chordata; Mammalia; Tubulidentata; Orycteropodidae
Source: RefSeq, a predicted model, not a curated record
AUGUCGAUAAGUGAGGGGCUGUACCAGCUCACCAAGGAUAUCAUCAUGAUGAUCCGAGUGUGUAAGAUGUUCCGUCAAGGCCUCAGGGGAUUCCGGGAAUAUCAGAUCAUUGAGUCUGCUCACAGAAAGCACCCAAUCUUCUCCUUCUGGGAUAAAAAGAAGCAGGGCCAAAUCACAUUUGACACCAUGCAGUUCAUUGCAGAGCAGGGUCACUUUCCUCCAAGGGCCAUUGAGAUCACACAGAAGCAGCCUGCUUGGAGAAAGGAGGAAGAGAUCCAGGAACUGUGUAACUUCUUACAGGCUCUGGAUAGCUUCAGGAGCUACAAUGAGACCCUGCAGCUGCUCCUGGCCAAAGUUGUACGUUUUGAACGGUUUGAUCGUAGACGAGUGAUCAUCAGGAAGGGACAGAAGGGUAACAGCUUUUAUUUCAUCUACCUGGGCAAGGUCGCAGUAACCGAGGAUGAGGAUGGCAGCAGCGCCUUCCUGGACCCAUACCCAACAGUGCUAGAAAAGGGCUGCUCUUUUGGGGAAAUGGCUCUUCUGCGUUCUUCAGUAAGGAGGGCCACUGUGGUCUGUAUGGAAGAAACAGAGUUCUUAGUUGUUGACAAGGAAGAUUUCUUUGCUAAUAAGCUGGAUGUGGAAGUUGAAAAGGAUGCUCAGUAUCGGUUUGAAUUUUUCAGGAAGAUGGAUCUGUUUCGGUCCUGGUCCAAAGAGAAACUCUGGAAGCUGGUCACUAUGGGGAAGGUAGAGAAGUUCUCUUUCGGCCAGGUGAUCUCAAAAGACUUUGUAGAGUCUGCCACUGUUAUGUUUGUCUGCAAGGGCAGCUGUGAAGUCCUGAGGCUGAUCGACCUUGGAAACUCCCCUUCAUACUACAAGUGGAUCUGGCAGCAUCUGGAGUUCCAGUACAACAAACCUCUGAAGACCCACAUCUUUGAACCCUCUCCUAUGGAGAGAUUUAAGGAAUUCCAGAUCAAAUCAUAUCCUGUACAGGACUUCAGCUUUUUGAAACUUCUACAUCUCCAGAAGGCCUGGGAGCAAAAGGGGACCAACGGCAGUAUGAGUCACACCUCAAUGACUGAUCUUCCAAAGACCUUUGGCUCGAAGAUCAAAUCCAGGCGUGGUCAUUUGGUCAAAUGUUCUGUGAUUGAUACCGAGACUGGUCGGCUUGCAAAAGAGGCUGCAGUGGGGACCUACAUGAAGAUCCACACUGUGGAGCAAGGAGAAAUUGUGGGCCUUCACCAGAUCUCCCUUCCUGAUACUCAACUUGACAAGCGACCCCUGAUCCUGGUGAGUCUGGGAACUGAGAUGAUACGGGUGAGAAAAGAAAAAUUUGAAGACUUGAUUGACGACAAGACAAGAGAAAAGUUGUCCAAAUACCAUAUUGAAUACCCCAGUGAUGAAGAACUGUGCCAGUGUUUCCUCCAGGAGAACAGCUGGAACAUCUUUCGGAGUGACCUAAUGCAGCUGCUGGUGGAGCCUCGCCAAUGUCCGCCAUUCAUCCCUAAACAACCCAAGAAGAGAGAGCGCAACUAUCUUAAGUCUGUGACCCUGAAUUUGUCUACCCUUGGCAAGAACACUAAACCUAACUACCCCAUUUUUAUGGCACCCCAAAAAUACCUCCCCCCAUUGAGGAUUGUCCAGCGUAUCACAGCACCCCGGCCCAAAAUCCAAGAACUCCUGCCUCAGUAUAAGAAUGCAGGGAUCCUUGUCUAG